AUGACUGAGCAUGCUAUUUGGUUUUUUGUUCUACAUUCAGUUACUACAUCUGCUGCUACAAUUUCUGCCAACAUAAAUUCCAUUAUGAUGCUUAACGGCUCCAACUUUAAGAAUUGGAAGGAGAGCGUCAUGAUUGUUCUAGACUGUAUGGAUAUGGAUUUUGCGCUACGGAUAGAACGACCUCCCGCCCUUACGGAUACAAGUACCUCUAAAAUGAAGAGGGACUUGGAGAGGUGGGAGCAUUCUAAUUGCUUGAGCCUAAUGAUCAUGAAACGCUCUAUUCAAGAAGCAUUCAGGGGUGCAAUGUCCGAUGAGGAUAAUGCUGAGGUAUUCUAUGAGGAACUACAUAGACGUUUUGCAAAAAACGAAAAGGCUGAUACAAGCAACCUUUUGGCUAGUCUUGUUUCAAUGAGGUAUAAAGGAAAAGGUCAUAUCAGGGAAUAUAUUAUAGAAAUGUCUAACAUCACUUCAAAUCUAAAGGCACUUAAGUUAGAGUUGUUUGAUGAUUUGCUCGUGCACUUAGCUUUGAUUUCCCUUCCUGCACAAUACAGUCAGUUCACUGUGAGUUACAACAGUCAGAAGGAUAAGUGGAAUAUGAAUGAGAUCAUUGCUCAUUGUGUGCAAGAAGAUGAAAGGAUUAAGUGA
Molecule: messenger RNA, 645 nt
Organism: Malania oleifera
Lineage: Eukaryota; Viridiplantae; Streptophyta; Magnoliopsida; Santalales; Ximeniaceae
Exons: 1
Coding region: 1-645 (214 amino acids)
Source: RefSeq, a predicted model, not a curated record